Serpula lacrymans var. lacrymans S7.9 is the source of this 5463-nucleotide messenger RNA. RefSeq lists its product as uncharacterized. NCBI's taxonomy places the organism in Eukaryota, Fungi, Basidiomycota, Agaricomycetes, Boletales, Serpulaceae. The record is from RefSeq and is a predicted model, not a curated record. Gene Ontology annotation, biological process: phosphatidylinositol phosphate biosynthetic process; phosphatidylinositol-mediated signaling. Gene Ontology annotation, cellular component: plasma membrane; cytoplasm. Gene Ontology annotation, molecular function: 1-phosphatidylinositol 4-kinase activity. The coding region runs from base 158 to 5389 and encodes 1743 amino acids. The transcript is spliced from 28 exons.
GUACCGUGCAAUCACUUCGACCUUAUAUCCAUGGUCUUGUGAUCAGUGGCAGCAGCUUUCUGAAAUUAUACGAGGCCUGGUCGCUCCUGAUGUUCUCGAGCGGUUGAACCGUUUACUUCUGGACAUCAGUCGAGAGGAGGACGCGGAUCCUGAAACGAUGCUAUUCAUGCAAACGUUCAUUGCGCGUUAUAUCUCCCAAGGUCGCCCCCUCAGUGGCCAUUUCAUUGUCUGCUGUGCUUUGGAGGUACAGUGGACUGUUCUCGCUCAGGUAUUGGCGCCUCCACAGGGCUUGCAGAGUGGUCAGGUCGUCGAAGCAGCAGCAGCGAAUAAAUCUUGGCUCUCGCUGAUGCGCAGAGCCGCGAUUGAUCUGAACAUAAGUGAUGAAAAAAGCAGAAAUUCGUUAAAGUCUACCAUCCAGUAUUCAAUGCAGUGGUUUCACGAGUUACUUGCCCAGCUUGAGGAAAUGGAUACGGAGCCGUCGAUUGAUAUCUAUGCUUGGGAAACCAUGUCUGAGUGUUUGAAACUUGCAUCCGUUUGCUCAAUCGCUUUAAGGGAGCUCGAUCGUUACUUGUACUCUGAGUUAACGCUUCUGUUGAGUGACGAAUCGCCUGUCUCGGAUAACCUAGUGCAAGAAGCUGCGCUCAAGGCUACAACGGUUCUAGUGCAAAGUUUUCCGGAGAUUGCUCCUCCCAUGGUGAAUCAUCUACGUCGACUCGUCACCUCACCUCUUCCUAUAUUCGAAUGUGAAUAUGGUUUAGAAAAUCGACCUCCUCCUGCCUUGACGGCUGCUGCUAAAUGUUUGGCUCUUUGUAUUAAGCUAUCACCAGGCGAUGAUUCUGUGAUGUCUAAUAUGUAUUCUCUUCUGAACUACAUUGCAGCCACAAGCAAGGAGAUCUACGAAAGUUCAAGUAGCUCACAGAUGGUCGAUAAUCCCUUUUAUACUUCAUCAGACCACGCGACUCUCCACUCUGACGAUACUGGCCUCCGAGGGAGAACGGACGAAGAGAAAAGGCUCAUUGGUAUAACCACGAUUUCGGUUGUGACGAGACUUUCUUUUGAGUUUGAGAACGAAGAGGUGACCAAACUGACGAUCUCAAUGCUCUUACAAAGGCUGCGAACCGCAGAACCUACUGUUGAGGCUGCAAUUGCUCAUAACCUUGUAGAUUUGGCAUUGUCUGCACCAGAGGGUUCAUUUGCUGAUACGAUUCGCGUUUUCUCGUCCAUCAAUCGCACCGCUAACCCAGAUGACCCUAGAUUUUCUAAUAACAUGGUAUUGUCAGCUCAAACAAGGCUUGCUCAAGAAUUACGUCGUAGACCAGAUCUUUACGACUUAUAUCUGGUUGAACUUCUCACCCUUUUUACCGAUAAAGGCAUUGCUAUACAAAACGUGGUGGCCUCCAACCAUCAUACCAAGACGGAAGACAUGGUUGAGCAAUUGGCUUCUCUUUUGUUGCCAAUCGACGCACUCCUGGACCAUGAUGACUUCAACCCACACAUCAACGCUUCUCCAGAGGCUGUUAUUUUGUUCAGAAACAUGUGGUUCCUUUGUGUGCUCUUCGGCUUUACAAACGAGGAAGGAAAAGAGAAGACUGCGAUGGACUGGCAGCAGCCCGCACUUGCUCGUAUAGCCUCUAAAACACCCUGCAUGGUGUUAGAGGAAGCUCAUGAUGCUGUAAGUGAACUAGAGUAUAAUACUGUCGUUCGCCGUGAAUAUGCACAUUCGGAACUGAUUAAACAUCGUGGUUUCCUGACUCGACAUAUAUCUAUUCGCGCGGGCGAAAUUCGUUCUCUGUCAUCCGGUCAAGUUAUAUUUUUGUUGACUAUGCAUGACGUAGAGAGCAUGCGUUCAGCAUUGGGACUCCCCUCAUCGUUAGUUACGUACUUUACAAACAGCAAUCUGAACAUGCAUGCAAGCUUGAGCGCAUGUAUGGAAUCUAUCGCAGAAAAGGUGAUACGCGGAUGUGUCAACGAUUUGAAUAUCCAAGCUUCAGAACAAUCUUUGCCUGACUAUCUGUCUGGAGAGUUGCGCAAAUUGUUGGUGUAUAGCACUCACCGUAUUGCAAAAGCUCGGGAUAUUGCAAAUAAAUAUCUGAACCGACUCAUCACAUCAUUCCCAUCACUCAUGUGCGAUCCUCCUCUUGUCUACGGAAUCCUGGAAACAUUGACAUUACUGCGUCGUGCCUGUGAAAACGAGUUUACCGAUGAGUAUAAUCCGGUUUACGAAUUCCAUUCGGAACGCACAGGUAUUACUCUACAGCUUACCGACAACUAUAAAACCAGGAACGAGAUUCUAGCUCAACUUCAACGUAAUGCCAAUACUUGGCUUGAAUUGGCAUUAGGGCGUGCCCCUAUUGAGCUACAAUCGACUCUACAGAAAUAUCUUGCCAUCAACCAAUCUUUGUCUGGAGCUGAUUCUGCAGAGCUCGGCGCCUCUAUCGCAGAACAGUUCGGAAAAGCUAUUGGCCCGGUGCAGCGACAACUUACAUCACUCUCAGCUCUGUCCAACUGGAAGUCUGAUCGUGCAAAAAUACUAGCAAGCCAGCUUGCAAGCAAAGGGUAUUUUGCAGGAGAAGUUGCUGGUCUCCGUCUCGCUAAUAGAGCAGGCCAAGAUAAACUUGAGGAAUUACCUCCACAGAGUGCACCUUCUACCGAAAUAGAAGCAUUGAAAAAUAAACUCGCUCACACCAUGGACGAUAUUCGCGGCAAAAAUAGUACUUUGACUGUCCAGGACCUCAAGCGUCUCUUAUUUCGUUGUGCUGCUAUCGUCAUCUCCUCGGACAAGUGCGAGUACACAUUACUACAUUAUUUAGUGUCUCUGCCUUUCGGUGUCUUCAGUCCAUCGGCAAUCUCAGCUGGAAUCGAAGUUUGGACUUGGGUUAUUGCGGAAAAACUUGCUUUGGAAGUUGCUCUCAUGGCAGAAAUAUUAUCUUCGUGGUUUGACAGUGUUAGGGAACGGAAAGGAAUCUUCUCGACUUCAUACAAUUAUAACGACCCUUUCUUUCAUCCAAUAAGCUACAGUCCUACUGAUAAGGAAGAGAUUGAUCGCGCGACGACGCACGCUCACCGCCUUCUGUUUCCUCACACUCUUAUCUUGCAAAUGCUAUUUAGCCGUCUACAAGCGGCCAGAUACUGCAGGCCGACUGUGAUGUUCCUGAUUCAACGUUUAGUGCUACGUUCGGCUAGUACUCCAAAACUAUUCAGCACCCAUCCUCUUGCUCGAGAACUACGCUACUCUUUUCUUCUCUUCGGAUUUGAAACGCUGAGAAGCUCUCAUUUGGAUGCUUUCUGUGAAUGCCUCUUACGAGAGAGUCUCUAUCAAACAGCCUAUUCUUGGUUUGCUGUUCGUCCACAAUGGUCAUAUGGUGCAAACCGGGUGCAAAUAGAUGCAGAUAUCAAGGUUUUAUCAGAAUUCUUGUCGUACUUGCAGAGUGAUCUUGUGCGAGGUACGGUUACGCUAUCAAGUUUAUCCCCAGCCCAAUCUGCAUCUCGGACAUCCGCUUAUGUUUCUCGCCUCAAGAACAUAAAUCAACCUUUGAGACUUCUCGUUGAAAAUGAGAUCUUUAAACUAACUGUUUGGGCCAAUCCCAGUAGCGAUGCUAAAAGAGGGACCGAUCCUUCUGGAACGGUUGAGCGUAGUAUACUAGAGAGUUCCUGGCCGGCGCUUAUCAGGACAGUAUGGGAAGUUGAUCCCUCUGUCGCAAUUUAUAUGACCGAGCGUUUCAAAAGUCUCGCCGCCCAAGGGGAAGUGGGGAAGCUUGUUCGCUCCAAUACCUCUGAAAUUCUACACAUACCAGAAGCAUUACGGUUCUUGCUUGGAGAUAGGUUGGAAGGAAAUGCUCGACGAGAACUCAAACACCUCCUUAUUUGGGCACCUGUCCCUCCGGUUAUCGCAGUGACCUUUUUUGAGAGACGUUACAACAACGACCCUCUGAUUCUGCAAUAUGCACAUCGGGUUUUGAAACAACAUCCUGUGGAUUUAACAUUCUUUUUUGUCCCACAGGUCGUGCAGGCUUUGCGACACGACGACCUUGGUUACGUGGCUAGAUUCAUUUUCGAAACUGCAAGGAUUUCCCAGUUGUUCUGUCACCAAAUUAUAUGGAAUAUGAAGGCCAACUGCUACAAGGAUGAUGUUGCAGAGAUCGAAGAUCCCAUGAAGCCAGCCUUGGACGAGAUGACCGACAUGGUAGUCAACUCGUUGUCUGGUGAGGCCAGGUUAUUCUAUGAUCGCGAAUUUGGAUUUUUCCACGAAGUCACUUCGAUAUCUGGAAAAUUGAGGCCUUUUAUAAAGAAAACCAAGCCAGAAAAGAAGGCCAAGAUCGACGAAGAAAUGGCGAAGAUCCCUGUUGAUGUUGGAGUAUACCUUCCCAGUAAUCCAGAUGGAAAAGUUGUCGACAUUGAUAAGAAAUCUGGUCGUCCUUUACAAAGUCACGCGAAGGCUCCAUUCAUGGCAACGUUCAAGGUUAGAAAGGAGCGUGUCACUAUCGCUUCAGAUCCUGAAUUGCUCCUGGAUGGCGUUGGUGAGGAGACGCGUGAGGAAUACGAUGUCUGGCAACAAGCUAUUUUCAAAGUAGGAGACGAUUGUCGGCAGGACGUCCUUGCGCUACAGGUCAUCGCGAUGUUCAAGAACAUAUUCACAAGCGUUGGCUUGACAUUAUAUCUUUAUCCGUACAGGGUCACUGCCACUGCUCCUGGUUGUGGAGUCAUCGACGUAGUACCUAAUUCAACAUCACGAGAUGAGAUGGGACGCGCGAAGGUCAACGACUUACUGGAUUUCUUCAUAGCUAAAUAUGGUGGUGAAGAGACUGUUGCCUUUCAACGAGCUCGCCUCAACUUUAUACAAUCAAUGGCUGCAUAUUCUGUUGCUUGUUACAUACUGCAAAUCAAGGAUAGACACAACGGAAACAUUAUGAUUGACGGUGAAGGUCAUAUUGUGCAUAUCGACUUUGGCUUCCUUUUUGACAUAGAUAAGUGUGGUGUCAAAUUCGAGCCGAAUUCUUUCAAGCUUAACCAUGAAAUGGUACUUCUAAUGGGCGGACGAUACUCUCAGGGCUACGAGCUAUUCCAGCACCUGACAGUGAAAGCGUUUUUGGCCAUACGGCCUCAUGCCGACCAGUUGAUCAGUACCGUGCAGCUGAUGCUUGGAACUGGUCUUCCGUCCUUCAAAGGCGAACCGACAAUCAAGAGGCUCAAAGACCGUUUUGCACUCGGUCUGAAUGAUCGACAGGCAGCUGAAUGGAUGAUGGGUGUCAUUCGAAACGCUCAUGAAAACGUCCGCAGUACUGCAUAUGACGAGUUUCAAAGGGUAUCCCAUACAAGUGAAGACCCCACAAGUGUAUUUGCAGGUAUCCGUUUGGAUUAUUGGGUACCACUGCCAGCGUCUGGCAUAUAAUAUCGCUUACCACUACGUAUACUUGCUACUAUCAACUAUCAGUUCAAUGUCUCCGAUUCAGCGUGACUUGUCCG